UACUAUAUCGCUAGCUUCUGUAUUCUAUGAUUAGCCGCUGUAGCUGUAGCCUCUGUAGCAUCGGUGAUAACGAACAAAGAGGUUUCGUUAAUGCAUUACUGGCUUGUGAGAUGUAGUGAUAACAUAGCGCGUUGACCACUUUUGCGUAGACCGUGCUCGAAAGAAAGCGAAAGUCAGCUGAAAGCAGCAUCAGUCGCAGCAGGGAUCUUGUUCGCGGGCUUUUAACCAUACUCGCGAACAGUUACUUCGUGCAUUGAUUCCUGGUGUUAUUACUGCAUUGUGUAUGGCACCUUCAAGAAGAUCAGCCGUGCCCAAAUGUAAACUACAGCGUGUGUCAUCAGCUCGUGUUUUCCACAUCAACGUCGUUUAGCUUGACCGGCGAAGGUUUGUGGACGUAGCCAGUGGUUGGCUGUAUUCGUGUGGCUUGACUAGCGCCAUGUAUGAAAUGCUUAGAAUACUGGCCCAUUCCUCGUCUUCAAGCCACACGAACUGUGGCCGGAUCCGAGUAUUGUGAAUGUCGUGUGCAUUUACGUUCGUUUCUAGUGCCUUCAGAACAUAGAGAUCUCUGAUGACGUAAAGACACGAAAAGGAAAAUUUCUGACCAUGGAUCAACCCGACGUCUCAAGCUCCAAGACAGCCGAGGAAGGCUGUUCGACUGCAGUGGAGCCAGACUUGCUGAUGCCUGUGAUAAGUUCUAAAAACUCAGCAGUUUGGCAUCCUGCGAUGACGGUUGAGGAGAUUGCCAACCUUCGUGUCCUGUGCACAUCCUGUGGAGCUCAGCUUGACCACCAUUGCAAGAGGAAGUUCCGCAAGCACAAGCUUCUUAAAGUAAUUGUUUGCAAACGGUGCUACCAGUACUAUGGUGAUGGCCAGCUUCGAAACUGAAGGCAGUGACAGUGACGAGUACUGCAGUUGGUGUGCUGAAGGUGGUAUUCUGGUUUUGUGUGACCACUGUGGCCGUGUCUUCUGCAGAGACUGCAUUCGUCGCAACUUCUCCUGCCAGGAGCUGGACCGGAUCGAUUCACUGGAGGAGUGGCAGUGCUAUGUGUGUGAUCCUACUCCACUUGAACCUCUGGUGAAUUAUGCUAGCAUGAUCAUUAGCUACAGUCGGCAGCUAAAGAAACAGCUGGCAUCAAGCACUCACAGCAAAAAACCAAAGCUUUCUGAAGCGGAUCUGAAAAACUUUGUCCUGAAAAAGGCAAAGGAAAUUAAGCGCUCCCUCUCAGAGCUAGUCAAUCGACAAGAUGGGUUCCUAGUGGAUGCAAGCAAGCUGCUUCGUGACCAUGCUAGCAGCUUGUCUCGCAUAGCGGAAAAUGUGGAAAGCUGUCAGAGGCGACAGCUGAGGUCCGUUAAACGUGCCAAAAAGAAGAAAGGUGGUAAGGAUGGUUGCCUGGAGUCUUCUCCAUCAGUGAACUAUCAGCCAGUUGGUUUUAAGGCACCUGGGAACGAAAGGCUAAGUGCAAUCGAUAAAGAACAGAAUCAUAUCAGUGGAUCUGAUCAAGUCAACAGGAAAGUCAAGCAAGUGCAAGAGAGGAAUGAGUUAUGCUCUCAAGAUAAAAUCAACAGUCCAGAAGUUAGCCCCAGGACUGAAAUACUGAAUGUGUCUGCAAUUAUGACAGAAACGGGCACAGAAGGAUGUUCUGUAGGUUCUACAGCAGAAAAUGAGCAUGAUGCAACUUGUGGAACUCUGAAUAUCCCACCAACUCUCAGCAUGGGUGACGAAUUUUCAUCCGUGGCUCCAAAUAUCAAAUGUGAUGAUGUUUCCGAGAGCCUUGUUGCAGAUCUCAACAUGGAGAACAGCAGUGACCGCUGCAGCAUGUCUUCCAGGAAUGACAACAAGGAGACUACCAUUGCCAUAGUUAAAACUGAAAACAUUGAAGUACCGUCCAGUGGAAAUGCUAGCUCUGUUGCAGAUGUACUCAACCCUUCUUCAAGCAUCAGCACUUUUGAGACUGGCAAUAAGUCCGUAGCUUUUAAGUUUGCGUUUGUUAGGAAAGAGAAAACUAAAAGCAGCACUGAUUUGUCUUCUUCAGAAGACAGCAGCACUGCUUUUUCUUCUGAAGAAGACAGCAGUGUAACAAGUGAGAGCUCCCAAACAGUUGAGGAGCGGGAGCAAAAGACGCAUCUUUCCACUCACAGGCAGUUUAAUGAUCGCAAAAAGAGGCGCACCACAGUCGGAAGUUCUGCUCAAGCAAAACGCUCACGAUAUUCUAGUUCGCUGUUAAGUGAUUCCACUAACUCAUCAAGUGAUUCUGGUGAAGAUUGGGAUGAUGAGUGGCGUGACUCAUCACGGAGGAAACCCUGCGCUCGGAAGCGCAAGGCUCCUGCAAGGAGAAAGCUUGCUUCUCGUUCGCCACCUUUGUCGAAAGAGGUUAUUAGGAGCUAUCUUGAGGAGGCAUUCAAGAGGUAUCAGGACCCAAAGCUUUUAAUGAAUGUGACUGUGGACCUAGAAUGCCUUCCUGUUGAUCAUUCACUCAGUGCUACGAAGAGGAUGAUGACUGACAUUGAUGAAUCGAACAGUGUAGAAGAACUACAGGAUGCCUGCAACAAUGCAAAGAUGUGGUUGUAUGAUUCAAGUAAUGACGGUGAAGAGCAAGACAGACCACUGAAGCCACAUGAUGGUUACGAAGAGGGAGCCGGCGUGUCACCAACAAAGGACCCUGAUGGCAAAGGACGCAGGAACAUUCGCAAACUCAUCUCUGACGAAGAGCUUGCUCAACAGACUAAGGCAGCUGCGCAGGCUGAAGAGGAAAGAAAGCAACGCAUUGCUGAAAGGCAGAAACUGUACUACGAAGUCCUUGGAACUCAACCCUAUGAUGCCGACGUGACAGUGAAGGAACUGGUGCUUGAAGUGGACCUGCAGACGAAGGAACCCCUUGUGCAAGUCAAUGAAAAGCUCGUCAAGUUCAUGAAGCCCCAUCAGGUCAAAGGUGUCAAGUUCAUCUAUGACUGUGUCAUUGAGUCAUUGGAGAUGCUGAAGAAGGACCCAGAAAAAGGAUCUGGCUGCAUCUUGGCUCAUUGUAUGGGACUUGGAAAAACAUUCCAGGUGAUAUCUUUCUUGCACACCAUGAUGACCCACAAAGAGGCUGGUCCCUUGCUUAGCACUGCUCUCGUUGUGUGCCCUUACAACACUGUGCUCAAUUGGGCUAAUGAGUUCGAGCACUGGUUACACAGCAAUGGCCUGGACAUGAAGGUGUACGAAGUGUCCUCCAUGAGAGCAGAUAUUCUGAGGCUGGAGGCCCUGGAGAGGUGGCACAGUGAAGGUGGUGUGGCCAUUAUUGGCUACAGCAUGUUCUGCCUUCUUGUUAAAGGAAGUGGCAAGCGCAAGAAAAAGGCAAUGAUCACCCGGUACAGGAGAGUCCUCCUUGACCCAGGGCCACAGCUUGUAAUUUGUGAUGAAGGGCAUGUGCUGAAGAACGAUAGCACUGGCUUGUCCAAAGCAUUGAGUACCUUGAAGACUGGCCGGAGAAUCGUCCUGACUGGAACGCCAUUGCAGAACAACCUGAAGGAAUAUCACUGUAUGGUGAGCUUUAUUAAGCCAGGCCUUCUUGGAACCAAGACUGAGUUUAUUAACCGAUUUGUGAACCCUAUUGCCAAUGGGCAGUGUGCGGACUGCACUGUCCAUGAUGUAAAGCUGAUGAAAAAGAGGGUGCAUGUUCUUCAUCGUCUUCUCGAUGGAUGUGUGCAGCGCUGUGACAAAAGUGCCCUGGCUCCGUACCUGCCGCCCAAGCACGAUUAUGUUAUCAGAGUACGUCUAUCAGACAAGCAAGUGUCGCUGUAUCGGCACUUUCUGGAGCACCUCGCUCAAGGCCCCAGCCAGCAACGACGCGGCAGCAUGUCACUCUUCACCGACUUUUACAUGCUCCAGAACAUCUGUACACACCCACUGCUGCUUGAGCUAAUGGAUGACAGGGCUGCAACCAGGGAAUUUCUCAAGGAUGAUGAGGAUGAUGAAGAGAGCGACAGUGCCAUCCCUUUCAUUGAUGAAGUUACACACUCAGAAAAAAGCACCUCAGAUGCGACUGAUGAGGAUGUUGCCAUAAGCUUGGAUAAUGGCGAGCCUGCAGCGGUAUUGAAAGAAGGGUGUGAAAAGAAUGACAUUGAUGGUGAAAGUGGGGAUGUCAAGUCUGCAUCAGCAUACCACACAAGGAGUCGAGGCAAUGUGGGCAGUCGGCCACCCACACCACCAGGACCAAAAAAGAAGCAAUGGUGGGAUGAAUAUGUCUCUGAAGAAGACAUUGAGAAGCUGCAGAUCAGUGGGAAAAUGACCUUGCUCUACAACAUCCUCCAGGAAUGUGAUGCUAUUGGUGACAAAGUUUUAUUGUUCAGCCAGAGCCUGCUGACUCUGGACUUGGUGGAGAGGUUGCUUGAGCAGUGUGAUGGGCGGACAACAACAUGCGACACUGAGACAGCCGACACAGACCCCGCAGACCCAUUGAAAGACUGCCACAACACGUGGGUGCCAGGCAUUGACUAUUUCCGCUUGGACGGUGCAACAUCGGUGGAUGUGCGUGCACGUUGGAUCAGCAUGUUCAAUGAUGAAAACAACCAUCGUGGUCGCCUGUUUCUUGUCUCAACAAGGGCAGGCUCGCUGGGCACUAAUCUUGUGGGUGCGAACCGUGUGGUGCUCAUGGACGCCUCGUGGAACCCUACACAUGAUGUACAGGCCAUCUUCCGCGUGUAUCGGUUUGGCCAGAAGAAGCCAGUUUUCAUCUAUCGCCUGCUUGCACAGGGUACUAUGGAGGAGAAGAUCUACAAUCGUCAGGUGACUAAACAGGCACUGUCAUGCCGUGUGGUGGACAAACAACAGGUUGAGCGUCUCUUCAAUGCAGCUGAGCUUCUUGACCUGUACACAUUCAACCCAGUAAGCAAGGAUGAUCCUCGGCCCACUCCUAAGGUGCCAAGCGACCGGCUUCUGGCGGAGCUGCUGAUUCACAACAAAGACUGGAUUGUGUCCUACCAUGAGCAUGAUUCUCUGCUUCAGAAUGUCACGGCAGAGGAAUUGACAGAAGAAGAGCAUAAGUUAGCCUGGGAAGAGUACAAGAACGAGCGUGAGGGGCGACUCACUGUAGCUGUCACUUCAGCAGAGACAGACACUGCUUCAACACCUGCACUGGCAACUGGGGCAGCACCAGCAAAAGCAACCAGCCUACGUGUGGCAUCAUGCAAACUCUCUCGGGCUGGCACGAACAAAGCUAAAAGAAUUCGUAAGCCAAAGAGAACUCUUCGAAUACCGGAACAAGUGCCCAUGAGCACUGUGGCAGCAGCACCAGCUACAUCUAUGCCAAUGUUGGCAACCUCAGCAAUGGGAGUGAUGACGACUACAAGCAGCCUGCAAUUUGCGGCGCAGAGUUUCACUGGCACAAACAUGACCAAUGUGCUCACGUCGCCAAGGAUUGUACAAGUACCAAUACAAGUGGCCAUGAAUACGGUAGCAGGUGAACCAUUGCGAAGGAACCCAUCAGAAUCGAUGGCGGCGUCAGCAACAGCAAGAGCAGCCAACCUGCAGCUGAUAUCGCAGACGUACCUCGAUGCAUGUGCAGUGAAACAACUUCGAGUUCCAACAAUAAUACAAGUACCAGCAGCUAUGAACCCUACUGCAGCAACAACCUCUGCAAAAACAGCUGUGGCAUCAUCGACGAUGCCAAAUAGCCUACUUAUGAUGGCACCCAGAAUCAUCGACAGAAGAACCAUGACAGCUUUCAACGCACCAAGAGUAGUGCAGGUACCAGUAACGGUGCCUUUGAAUACUGUUGCAGGAUCAGCACCUACGCAUGUUUGCACUUGCACACCAACAGUUCUAGCGCCAACAGCCAUGGGAACAGGAACCAACCUUCAUUUUCCAACACGAGUGAUACAAGUGCAAGUACCAGUUCCUGUGAACAGGGCAGUAGCAGCAGCGCCAACAGCAGGUGCUUCAGCAGCAGUAGGAGCAGUAGCAGCAGCCUCAACAACAUCAGUGACAGCAACAUCAAGUACAGUGACCAACCUACAAAUGAUGACACACAGAUUUGUUGAUUCGAACAACACCAAUGUACUUGCAGCACCUAAAGUUGAACAAGCACCAGCAGCCACAAACACUGCAGCAGUAAAAGUAGCGUCAGCAGAAGAUACCUCACCAGCAACAUUGGCAGUGUCAAGAGGGUCAUUUGAGCGACAUAUGAUAGCACACAAGUUCAUUAAUCUGGACCCAGCCAAAGCUUUUCCACGGCAGAAAGUUGCAAAUGUGCAGCAACAAGCACCAGGAGGUAUGGACUCUGUAGCAGCACCAGAAGUUGUACAAGCACCAGCAGCCACAAACACUGCAGCAGCAGUGGGGACAACAAUCGAAACCAACCAAGACAAGCCAAUUUUCAAGGAUGCUGGCACAAGCAUGGACUCGGUUCCAGCAGUUGACUUGCCACUAGUCCCGCUGGUGUUGGAGAAUGUUGCCGGUGGUCUUUCAACACAAGGAUCUGGGGAUAACUUCAGGCUUGUCUUGGACCUCUAUAAGAUGAUUUCUGACAUAAAAUCAAAGUCAAUGCACUUAAGCACUGCCCAGCUUGUUCUUUCAAUGAAAAGCGCUUUGCUUGAGUAUCGUCUGCAUUUCCAGAGGCAACAGUGCAACACCUUAGAGGUAAAACGCAAGCUCAUCACAGGCCAGGCACCCAUACCAGAGGCACUUGAUGCUCUUGAUGCAAAGCUCAACGAAGCAAGACUGGCUAUUGAACUGCUAAAUAGUGCCAAUCGGGAACUAGAUGAAGUUGGAAAGAAAAUGCAACAUAAUAAGAAGCUGACAAGGCUUGUGCAUGUUCUACCACUUUUGAGGCUGCGACUGAAACAUAUGCUGCCCCUGCAGCGAGUGGCAAACAAGCAGCAUCUUGAGCAAGUCCAAGAGGAACAAGAUAAACAGCAGCAGCCGCAACAGGAACUGCUUCAGGAACCGCUUCAGGAACCGCUUCAGGAACCGCUUCAGGAACUGCUUCAGGAACCGGUUCAGGAAUCGCUUCAGGAACUGCUUCGGAAACCGCUUCAGAAACCGCUUCAGGAACCGCUUCAGGAGCCGCUUCAGGAACCGCUUCAGGAACCGCUUCAGGAACCGCUUCAGGAACCGCUUCAGGAACCGCUUCAGGAACCACUUCAGGAACCACCUCAGGAACCACUUCAGGAAGCGCUUCAGGAGCCUCAGCAGAACCAGUAACAGUAACAAGUUACAUGCAGGCAUGUGUGUCCACAGAAUGCUGUUCUCCGCAGUAGCAGUCUCAGUACCAGAACUAUUGUGUAUCCUAGUGCAGCAGCAAAGGACUGUGGUGUUGCAUGCAGGUGCAGUGUAAUUGUUACUGAUGCCUAUAAGUGCUGGGUAUCACAACACUUCCACACAGUUGAUUCAUCAUUGCAUGCAAAUCGGCUGAUGGAGGUUUCCCAGCAGCUGCUGAUUGUGACACACCUUGUGUUGGAACCAUGGCCUAGGACAAGCAGACAGUGAUUUUUUAUUCAUUACCUGCAGUCCUUAAGCUAGUCCUUGGGGCACUGUGCUUCACUGUUCAUUCUUCUAGUGCACAAUACUGUGUCUGCAAAGCACUGUUUACUGUAAGGCUAGUGGAAACAGCCUUGGAAGUGUGAGCAGGCACCAUUCAGAUGCAGUUGCAGCACACAGCAUUUUUGAGAGAGACAAGUCAAGCUCCGCCAUGCCAAAGGUUUCAGAUGCAGGAAUGGGAAUGGUGCUGAAAUUCUGUUCACCGUUCUACUACGGGUUGAUUCGACACUCUUGUAGCCAUGGUAACAGCCAACAUUAUUGGUAGUUGCAAGAAUAUUGUUUACUAAGGUGGGCAUGCCCGCUGUGCUCCUAUUAUUGAGAUGGUCCAUUGUCAUUUCCCCUGGCCAUGGCUGUUAGUGCCACAGAUGGUAACGAACCUUCAAUGUCUUGUUGUCUUAUUCAAUGUCUUAUUGCUGUGCUGUGAUCAGGGCUCCAUGCGCUGAUUCCUAAAGUUGAUGCUAGCAUAUUUGUCAUUUCGAUGAGUGAUACUGCUUAAGUAUCCUGCUGAAACAGCGGGCCUGUCUUUCAGUACAUUGAGUUAUUAUUCCUGUGCACAGGAUCUGGCAGUGCAGCUUCUCUAGAUGUGGUCAUCAUUGCUGCACUUUUAGCCUAACAGAUAUUACCUCUGGCUUUUUUUUUUUUUUUUUGGCUGUGAAGACAUAUUGCCAGAAGUUAUAAUUUACAGCCGUGUUCUGUUGAUCAUCAUGUUCAUGUCUGUUAGGAACGGAUAUUUACGUUUGAGUUAUUUUGCAUUUGUGCUUUCAGCAAGUGCUGUUAUCUUGAAACAAUUGUAAUCACACAUAUUUAUUUAAAAAUUUUCUGAAAACUGAAAUUAAAAGAGUUCCUUCUCAUAUGCUUACUAGCCAUUGUUACUUUAAGCAAUAAGUUGUUCAUGCUAUUGAGAAAAGCCAAUGCUGUAUAUUUAAGGCUGUCAGGGCAUUUUAAAAAGGCACUGAUUUGCUGAGUUGCAUAAUUUGUUGCAAUCAUGAAAUACCCUAGUAAUGGUGUGGAUACAUAAUUGAACUGCUUGUGGAAAAGAAACCAGAGUGUCUAUCUUGUCAUUACAUAAGUAGGGUUCAGUGUUCAUUCGCUUUUUAUUAAAGUCAAAAUUUGAAGCUGCCGGAAAUAUACUUCAAUUAAACCUUAUUUCUUCAAUUAAAUCUUAAUUGAAGAAGUUGCUGUCUAAGUCGGUCAGUUAUGCAUUGUUCCAAGUAUUUCUGAAGCUCUUUCACUUGGUAGCAGUUGGCAUUUAAUUAGAACUCGUUAACUAAUGUUAUUGGCACUAAAAAUAUUUUUGCACCUAUUUUGCCAUCACAAGUUGGUUGUAAUAGAAUUAAAGUAUAACUAGUAUAAAUAAGGCUGUUUGAGAUCAAGGCUUAACUACAUCUCAUCAGUAGCCUUUCUCUUUCUUUUUUAAGCUGCUUUCUCUCAGUAACUAUGCACACAUUGUGUAAUGUUUGUUGCCAUAUGUCUGGACCAAUUUACAUAACUACCCGAUUUAUAUGUAUUGCAGUCACCUUUUCACUGCCUCUGUUUGUGUACAAUUGGUUAGUUACAAUGGCACUGAUUUGCCUGAAUAAGGAAAGUAACACAGAAGUUUGGGACAAAGCAGUUCAGGUCAUACUCGUGCAAUAACAGGUGUUGCUGUAAAAUACUGUGAACUUCUAGGCUGGUCACUGAACUUUAAAAAGAUUGGUCAGAUUUGCGUGAAAAGAUAGCGACAAAAG
Dermacentor silvarum is the source of this 9243-nucleotide messenger RNA. RefSeq names its product transcriptional regulator ATRX-like. Gene Ontology annotation, molecular function: ATP binding; ATP-dependent chromatin remodeler activity; ATP hydrolysis activity. The transcript has 32 exons. The record is from RefSeq and is a predicted model, not a curated record. Gene Ontology annotation, cellular component: nucleus. NCBI's taxonomy places the organism in Eukaryota, Metazoa, Arthropoda, Arachnida, Ixodida, Ixodidae. The coding region runs from base 860 to 7180 and encodes 2106 amino acids.